Lutzomyia longipalpis is the source of this 2626-nucleotide messenger RNA. RefSeq lists its product as uncharacterized. The coding region runs from base 64 to 516 and encodes 150 amino acids. The transcript has a single exon. NCBI's taxonomy places the organism in Eukaryota, Metazoa, Arthropoda, Insecta, Diptera, Psychodidae. The record is from RefSeq and is a predicted model, not a curated record.
CUUCUUUUAUUUGUAAAGCUCCCAAAGGCCUUUAAAGUGGAAAGCUUCCAUAGUUGCCCUGAUAUGCCCAAUUUACCUAACAACAUGGACAAUGUAACCGUAACAAUGAUACAGAGAAACUUAUACGUCCUCAAUGGAUACCUUGAUAUUACAAAGGAUAUAAACGUUCCUGUUGCCCUCUCAAUGGACGUUAAACGCUGCACGCUCGAUAAAACUCACUGUGAGGACUACGACAGCCUAACCAUCACGAAGCUUUGUGGAAAGCUCAAAGAUGCUAAAGCUCUUUGGGCCCCCAUGAUUGAAUCAAUACAACCCACACCACUCUGUCCGGUUAAACAUGGAAUCUAUCGCAUGACUAAUGCUACGGCUAAUCUAGCUGUUGUUUCCCGACUUCCACUUGACGGGUAUCGCUGGGUUGUUCGCUUCACGGUUCAUCAGGAUGGGGACAAGAAGAAAAUUCUCAUCUGCUUGGAUGCUGAAGUUUCCAUUACAAAUCAAAAGCGUCGUCAUGAAUGAAGGAGGACUUGUGAAAAAAAUGGGAAAAGGGUGUUUGUGGAGGUCAAUAAAAUUGAUGAGGACUAUAAACAAGAGUUUACUCAUUGUCUUAUCCGGAGUUAACCGUAAAAGAGUCAAUUUUUCAGCCUACGGUCUUCCUUUCUGAAGCCUCCUAAAAUCAGCUUCUCCUAAUAUCUCUUCGAUCUCUUCCCUGUUUACAGAAUAAGGGGAAAAAUGUCAAGAAAACGAGGAGUAAGUCUUCUUCUCUUACUGGUCAGUUUACGCCUGAUCUAUUGCCUAAACUUUGUAAGUACACACAUACCCAAAGAAUUUCCCAAAAGCUAGUUAGGCUAACAAUUUUUCUUUAACCUUGUAAAGCGUCCCAAAGCCUUUAAAGUCGAAAGCUUCCACACAUGUCCUGAUAAACCUGACUUACAAUCAAGUAUGGAUAAUGUGACUGUAAGCAUGAUUCAGCGGAAUCUCUACGUUCUCAAUGGGAACAUUGUCGUGAAGAAGAACAUUACAAUUCCCCUAUCUCUGACAAUGGACGUCAAGAGGUGUACGCUCGAUAAGAUGCACUGUGAAGAUCACGAUCGCCUAACAAUUACUAAACUCUGCAGUAAGCUCAAGGAUGUGAAACAAGUGUGGGGGCCAAUGGUUGAAAUGAUACAGCCACCACCUAAAUGUCCCAUUAAGGAAGGACUUCACCGCAUGACCAAUGCUACGGCUAAUUUAUCUGUUGUUUCUAUGCUACCUCUCGAUGGAUAUCGUUGGGCAGUUCGUUUUACAGUACACCAGGAAGGUGAACCAACAAAAGCCGUAUUAUGCAUGGAUGUUGAGGUUUCCAUAACGAACCAGAAACGUCGUCAUUAAAUUUGGGAAACUAUGAGUUACGAUUCUUUUGGGUUUUUAACGGUUUUUGAAAUGUUUGUGGAAUUCAAUAAAAAUAACAAUAAAACUAUAAAUUUAAAGUUUUAUAAGUACUUUGAACUAGGAUUGUUUAGCAGGUUAGUCUACGUCAAGAACUCCAGCAUAAUCUUCCUUUCUCUAAACUUCAGAUAAAUAAAUUCUCUGUUGUUACAAAGAAAAAACAUUUCUGCUUCCAGAGUACGGACAAAAUGUCAAGAAGAAGAGCAAUAAGUCUCCUUCUAAUUCUGGCUAAACUAUCUCUGAUCUAUUGCCUUAGUUUUGUGAGUAAACUAACCUCCUUGUUUACGGUAAAUAAAUUGUUGAGAAAAGCCUUUGUCUUUACAGCGCCCUAAGGCCUUUAAAGUUGAGAAUCACGAGCCAUGCCCUGAUAAACCUGGACUCCCUGUUAACAUGGGUAAUGUAACAGUUACGCAGAUCAGGAUAAAUUUUUACGUCCUCAAUGGGCACAUUGACGUAACAGAGGACAUCCCAACAUCAAUGGCUCUAACUUUGGACGUAAAACGAUGCACCCUGAGUCGAACCCACUGUGAGCAGUACGAUCAUCUAACCAUUAAUAAGCUCUGCAGUAAACUCAAGGAUGCCAAAGCUCUGUGGACGCCAAUGUUGGAGACAAUUCAUCCUUCCCCACUUUGCCCUAUUAAGGCUGGAGUUUUUACUAUGGUUAACGCCACGGCGGACCUUUCUAUCGUCACCAGAUUACCUCUGGAUGGGUUUCGGUGGGUUGUCCGGUUCACCGUACACCCAGAUGGGCAACCAAAGAAUCUAAUUCUAUGCUCAGACGUUGAGGUUUCGAUUACGAACCAAAGACGUCGUCAUGAGUGAAUUUUUGAGGGACAUUUUAAGGGUUAUUUUUGUGUGCAAAAAUAUUAAUAAAAUAUCGGGUUUGGAGAUAAUUUUUUAAUAUAUUUUUUUUUGUUAAUUUUUAAUAAAGUUUUUUUUUUUAAUUAUCUUUGGGUCCUUUGGGUCAAAAAGUUUGGAUAAUGUGGUAGACGAAUUAGUCCAGCUGGGUAAAUUAUUUUGACAGCAUUUAUCUUUUUUUACACAUCGCGUAAAAAAUUAUUCCGAGUAUAAUACCGUCCCUGAACAUAUUAAAGGGAUUAUAUCACGAAAAUUCUUUUUUUUUCUCUUCGAAAUAAAAUAAAUAAAAAAAAACUGAACAGGGUCAGAUUUAGAAUGAAUUCGUGCUAGAAAGUCAUCUAAU